AUGGACAAAACUGCUAGUAUGCCUACAGAGCCUGCAACAUAUCCUGGCUUAACCCAGGCCAGGAUGAGAUGUCUUCAGCAUUUUGGGCAUACGUCAAUGUUUUCCUGGACCGUCCAAAGGACGUCAAGGAGCAGUCUCACCGAUAUUCAAUCCCUCAUCGCGACCCUGGGCAGAAUAGCCGACAGCAAGGCAACAAAGCACAAGUCGAAGGAAGGAGCUCUGACCCGCGAGAUCUCCAAAGGUCUGCUCGAUGUUUCAGAGAUGCCACUGUUCCGCAAGCGUGAGAAGAGAAAGAAUACACAAACAACACCCAAGCAGGCCAAAAAGGCCAAAACCUCACACGACGACAACUGCAAGUUCAAGAAAGAGUAUCACGCUCGCUACCCGUCACCAAUUCUCGACCAGGUCUCUGCUCAGUCAGUCCAUACCGAAGAAGGUUCUAUGGAGAACCCAUGCGAAUUUUGGCAGUUUGCUACCAGAGGAUCACCAAGCGUGUCCUUCAACACCAUCAAGAAGAAGACAUGCACUUCUUGUCACGAUUCGACCUACUAUCAAACACCACAAGACAUUGAUGUCAAUUCUAUCGAGCUGUAUGGCCAAGCAAGCUCAAAAAACACCUUCCCGCAUGUGCUCAACUCCUGGUUCAAGGACCAAGCCAUCAGAAAACACAAGGACAACUUUUCAACUUGUUCCUCAUGCAACAAUGAACUUCCUUUCGAACAGAAAACGGUCAUGCUCGAUCGUCCACCUCACUUCCUUUGCGUGGGCAUGAACACCGGCGAGAAAGACAGCCUGCCGGACCUCAAAGAUCCGAACACUGUCCUAGACGGCGUCGAGCUCAAGUUUGAGCAUAUCUCGGGUGAAGAGCGCUCGGUCAAGUACAAGACCAUCGCUCUGGUCUACUCCAGCGGUCUCAAUCAUUUCGUGUCCGCAGUCAAGGUCAAGUACAAGAAGACAGCUUCAUCAAAGACAGCCGUGGAAGGCUGGCUCGAAUGUGACGGCCAGAAGGGCUCUUGCAGAGAGGUUGACGGGCGCACUCUCAAGCCGAAGAUCAAGUCGGGUGCAGUAGCAAGAGUACUGUUGAAGAGGGUCUACAAUGAGAGCGAAAACGGGGCUGGCGGGGCUGUUGAUGGUGUUCUGGUGGCGCAUGAUGCUGCCCGAGAGACUGCGCAGGCCGGCGAUGUUGGAUCUGGCCGGAGUGCUGGGGCCAGCGGCGACCUGCUGCUGUUUCUUGAGGGUCUCAAUGGCCUUCUUCAUCUCGCCCGAGUCUUGCUUCAGACCCAGAAUGGCCCGGCCCAUCUGUUGCUGACGGGUGAAGGCAUGCUCAAGUUCUGGGCCACUGGUUUGGCUUUCGCCUUAGGCCCAGAGGAUGUCGAGCAGAUAUCCAAGCGUUGCCAGUACAUCAUCGCACACGUCGCCGGAAUCAUGACCAACGUGGCAUCAAUGCACAAGUCGAAAAGGAGAGCAAGCGUGUAG
Molecule: messenger RNA, 1476 nt
Organism: Aureobasidium melanogenum CBS 110374
Lineage: Eukaryota; Fungi; Ascomycota; Dothideomycetes; Dothideales; Saccotheciaceae
Exons: 5
Coding region: 1-1476 (491 amino acids)
Source: RefSeq, a predicted model, not a curated record